AACGUUGAAGGUGCGUCUGUUAGGGUGUAUUUUAAGGGUUUAGUGAGUGAAGAGACUGUGAGAGGUGAGAAGGUUUUGUUGGCUGGGAUUGGUGUUGCGGUUUGUGAUUUGACUGAUAAUUUGAUUUUUGAAGUUUCUAAAUCUGUGGUUGGGAAUGGAACUAGUAAAAUUGUUGUGGAGCUUAAGGCUUUGAUUGAAGCUUUCAAUGCUGUUAUUGCUUUGGAUUUGACGCGUGUUAGUUAUUAUGGUGAUUACUAUCCACUUUUCCAAUUUUUAAGUGGAAUAUGGCCUGCGAAACAGCCGAAGAUUGGUAUGCUAGUUAAUCAGGUGAAUCUGCUCCAAAGAAAAUUUGAAUACUGCAGUCCAAGGCUUGUGGCAAGACAUGAUCUGAAAUUUGCAUUAAAGCUUGCAAGAGAUGCAAUUGUUUCUCAGUCCAAUAGGCCUGCUGAAUCUAGCAGUGUAAACAGUCUGAAUGAAACUUGUGUCAUUUGUUUGGAGGAUACUGAUCAUAGUCAAAUAUUUUCAGUUGAUGCAUGUCAGCACAUGUAUUGCUUUUCUUGCAUGAAGCAACAAGUGGAGGUGAAGUUGCUUCAUGGAAUGGUGCCAAAAUGCCCUCACGAGGGAUGCAAGAAUGAACUUCUAAUUGACAGUUGCCGGAAAUUCUUGACUUCUAAAUUAAUUGAAACCUGCAACAAACAACAAAGUUAG
Messenger RNA from Lathyrus oleraceus (garden pea), 708 nucleotides. RefSeq names its product E3 ubiquitin-protein ligase RSL1-like. The record is from RefSeq and is a predicted model, not a curated record. Lineage: Eukaryota; Viridiplantae; Streptophyta; Magnoliopsida; Fabales; Fabaceae. The annotation marks the transcript as partial. The transcript has a single exon. Gene Ontology annotation, molecular function: nucleic acid binding; ubiquitin-protein transferase activity; RNA-DNA hybrid ribonuclease activity. Gene Ontology annotation, biological process: protein ubiquitination.